Messenger RNA from Dictyostelium discoideum AX4, 453 nucleotides. RefSeq lists its product as hypothetical. Lineage: Eukaryota; Evosea; Eumycetozoa; Dictyosteliales; Dictyosteliaceae. Bases 1 to 453 code for a protein of 150 amino acids. The record is from RefSeq and is a predicted model, not a curated record. The transcript has a single exon.
AUGAAAGAAAGAACUUCUGUUGAGUGCCCACAUUUAGAUCUUUCUGUUGAAGAUGCUGAGGAAAAUUGUAGUAAAUACCUGUGGCUAUUAACAGAUCUAGAUGAAUUUCCAAUGUUUAAACCCAGUGCAUGUACGGUUGACUGUAAAGAAAAAAUGCUAAAAAUAAUUGACAUUAUCCUUUUUAAACAUUAUAAAUUCUCAAGAGAUUACUUUGAAGAUUGUAAAAUGGUUUUUGGUCAAGGAGUAGAUGGUAUGCCCCUCAGUGAAUAUAUCAUUUGUAUUGAAGAAAAUGAUUUUAAUGAAAGAACUGCUUUAUUAACAAAUCUUCAGUACAUAAAUGGAAAAAUUGUUAGAUUGUGUGAAGUGCCAAAAGAAAAUGAUGACACUAGACAAGAAGAAAUAAAUAAAACCAUAACUAUUUUUGUUUCUAUUUUAAAUAAAAUAAAAAAUUAA